Molecule: messenger RNA, 3626 nt
Organism: Lycium ferocissimum
Lineage: Eukaryota; Viridiplantae; Streptophyta; Magnoliopsida; Solanales; Solanaceae
Product: G-type lectin S-receptor-like serine/threonine-protein kinase SD2-5
Exons: 1
Coding region: 610-3054 (814 amino acids)
Biological process (GO): protein phosphorylation; recognition of pollen
Molecular function (GO): protein serine/threonine kinase activity; ATP binding
Source: RefSeq, a predicted model, not a curated record
AUUCGUUUAUAGUCAUAGUCAACAAAAGUGUGAAACAUGAGAGCAUACAAAAGAAAUUAAACGCGAUGCCCUUCUCCCUAACAAUUAAACCAAGCUAGAAGAAAGGUCAUAUACAUUCCAAAAAAGGCACAACAACAGGCAUUUUUUUUUUUUUUUUUUUUUUUUGGUAAAAGAAACUGUACACUUCAAAAUAGAAAAAAACUGACUGGAGUUGACAUUAAGCCCCAAACAACUAGACACUAUCUAGUGGAUAAAAAAUCAUGUUCUAUAAUACUCUUCCCAACCUUGUCUUCUUACCUGCUCUAUGCAAUAUCUCUUGAAUCACCAUUAUGACUAUAGUUUCAAGUCUUCUUUUACACUUUGGAACACUAUGAUUCCUUUCUUGCCAAACAUAGUACACACAACCUGCAAGCACCAUUCUAUAAACUUCAGCUUUUGCAUUCAAAUCUUUUCAUACAUGUACCAGCCCAAACCACUUCAUAUUGCCAAGCCAUAGGUUGUCUAAGGAAACCUUGCCAUUGUAAUAGUUUGUUCCAAACUCUAAAAGAGAAGUCCCACUUGAAAAACAAAUGUUCCAUAGUUUCAUUCUCAUUAAAGCAGAUAGUAGCAAUGAUUGCAGAACAAAGACUGCAUUUUCUUAUCUUUCUCUUCAUUUCUUCAUCUCGGUUCGCCAUAUCCCAACAGUGGUGGGUUUUCAACGGCGCUGUUGGGAAUUCCACUGCCGGACUUGCCACUAUCUGGAUCAACAGGCCAUUUGGUACGACUGUUAAUCCCACCAACGACACCUCUACCUUGACACCCGUCCUUGUAAGUGGAGUUUCUGGCCCUCAGUACCUCUGUGGCUUCUUGUGCAAUUACAAAGCCACGGAAUGCCUUCUCGGUAUCCUCAUGGUAUACCGCAACAGAUCAAUUGGUUAUAUAGAUGAGCAUCAGUUAUUUUGGUCUGCUAACCGAAACCAUCCUGUCAAAGCCAACGCGACCUUGCAACUAGGCCAAGAUGGCAACUUGGUCUUGGCAAACUCUGAUGGCACUGUUGUAUGGUCCACUAAUACUAUUGGCAAAUCUGUUUCCGGCUUAAUCUUGACAGAAAAGGGGAAUCUUGUGCUCUUUGAUAAGGCCAAUCGCACGAUUUGGCAAUCUUUUGAUCAUCCCACGGAUUAUUUGCUUCCAGGGCAGAGUUUGGUUUCCGGGCAGAAGCUCACAGCAAGCGUUUCAGCAUCGAAUCGGAGUCAAGGUUUGCUUUCUCUUACUAUUCUCAAUGGAAGCUGGGUCACUUACGUAGAUUCUGACCCACCUCAGUUUUACUAUGCUUCAUCUAUGUCGUACAGUCCCUAUCUAAGUUUUGACGGUCAAAGCAUUACUGCUUUCAAAUACUCUGAUACAUCAGCAGCUCAUUUCAUGAAGCUUGGGCCUGAUGGACAUUUACGGGUAUACCGAUGGGACAACCUUGAAUGGAAAGAGGUAUCUGACAUUUUGACCCAAGACAUCGGGAACUCAUGUGGUUAUCCAACGGUGUGUGGAAGAUACAGCAUUUGUAGAAAUAAUGGUCAAUGUAGUUGUCCAAACUUCUUCAUGCCAUUUGACCAUCAUGGAUGUACAGAGCUGACGCCCAUUUCUUGCGACUCUUUGCAGUAUCAUAGUCUUGUAGAGCUCAAAAGCACCACAUAUUUUGUGACCCUUCUCAGAUACAACAGACAUAUAAGUUCGAACUUAUGGUCUGAGGCGGAAAAAUUGGAAGAUUGCAAAAGGGCCUGUCUGAGUAACUGUUCUUGCAAAGCUGUUGUUUGGGAUGAGACUCGAAUAAAAAACUGUUUAUCACUUAGUGAAGUCUUCUCUAUCAUGGACAAUGUGGGGGAGGAAAGGGACAAGACCUCAGUUUUUCUUAAGGUACAAAAUCAAUCACCAAUCAAGAAUUCAAGACCUUUCAACAAAGUGAUAAUAGGAUCUACUCUUGCAGCUUUUUUCGGAAUAAUUUUAUGUAUCACUGCUUGCUUUGCUCUUUUCAAAAAGAGGAAACAGUCCAGCAAGGCCGGGGAUAUUCUGGAUCUAGCAACAAUCUUACCGGGAAUACUAACUGGGUACUCUUACAAUUACUUGAAAACAAUUACAGAAGAUUUCAGCAGAAAACUCGGGGAAGGAGGAUUUGGCUCUGUUUAUGAAGGAACACUGAGUGACGGCACCAAAAUGGCUGUGAAGCGUCUGGACGGUCUAGGUCAAGUAACGGAUUCAUUCUUAACAGAAGUAAAAACAGUUGGUAGCAUUCACCAUGUCAAUUUGGUAAAACUCAUUGGAUUUUGUGCUGAAAAGUAUCACAGGAUUCUGAUCUAUGAAUACAUGGUAAAUGGAUCACUGGACAGGUGGAUCUCUCAUGAAAGGCAAGAGAAUGGGCUUACUUGGCAUACAAGGCAAAGGAUAAUAUCAGAUAUCGCCAAAGGGUUAGCUUAUCUUCAUGACGAUUGCAGCCAGAAGAUAAUUCAUUUGGAUAUCAAACCACAAAACAUCCUUCUAGAUCAAAACUUCAAUGCUAAGAUAUCUGAUUUUGGGUUGUCGAAACUAAUUGAGAAAGACAAAAGCAAAGUUGUAACUAGAAUGAGAGGAACACCAGGGUAUUUAGCUCCUGAAUGGUUGAGCUCGGUGAUCACUGAGAAGGUUUAUGUUUAUGCAUUUGGAAUUGUGCUCUUGGAAAUUCUCUGUGGGAGAAAGAAUUUGGAUUGGACCCAGGCAGAUGAAGAAGAUGUCCAUUUGGUUAGUGUUUUAAGGAGAAAAGCAGAACAACAACAGCUCAUGGAUAUGGUUGACAAAAACAAUGAGGAUAUGCAGCUCCACAAAGAAGCAGUGACAGAAAUGAUGAGCAUCGCAGUAUGGUGUCUACAAGGCAAUUUCGCCAAGAGGCCUUCCAUGUCAUUGGUUGUUAAAGUACUGGAAGGUUUGGUGACUGUUGAAACCAACUUGGACUAUAAUUUCACAAAUCUACCUGAGGUUGGGUCCAGCAACCAAAUGAGGGAAGCCACUAUCAGUUCAGUAUUGCCUUCAGUUUUAUCUGGACCAAGGUGAACAACAAUCUUAAGAUUUAAACAGUCUUUUCUCUUUCCUCUGCCACUCCCAGGUCAACGACUUUAAUGGGAACAAGACGUUGAUCUGAGUAGCCAUUAACCAAAACUUGGCAUCUUCAGCAGCUUCGUCUUCCAGCCUUCAGCUUGCAUCAAUUUCUUCUUCUAGACUCUACAUACAUCAACGGAAUCAUCAACUUCGAGUUUUCCCGAGAUUCCCAGGAUCUUAUCAUCCAGUUCAUGCAGGACACGGGAGCUCCAGUUUAGUACCUAAUGCAGUGAUCAUAGCAGCUCAAAGGCCUCUCGAAGUAACUCGAGCUCAGCUACACUGGACAAUAAAGUAUCUCCUGAUAGUGCAUCCAUACUUGUUUUGGGAUAGCUUACAUUAUUAAAGCAUGUGUUGAGUAGUGCAUGUGCAAUGGAAUCUCAACAGUUAGUUAUGCUUAGUAGUAGUAGAUCGUUUCUUAUUAUAUAAUUUGCAAUAUGAUUUGGAGAUGUAAUAGGUAGUAGUAGAUCGGUUACUUGAUUAUAUGAUUUGGAGAUGUAAUAUUCGAUUAUCGAUGAAUGAAAGCUUCU